Hippocampus zosterae (dwarf seahorse) is the source of this 3568-nucleotide messenger RNA. RefSeq names its product amylase alpha 2A (gene amy2a). The record is from RefSeq and is a predicted model, not a curated record. Lineage: Eukaryota; Metazoa; Chordata; Actinopteri; Syngnathiformes; Syngnathidae. Gene Ontology annotation, biological process: carbohydrate metabolic process. The transcript has 9 exons. Bases 228 to 1979 code for a protein of 583 amino acids. Gene Ontology annotation, molecular function: alpha-amylase activity; cation binding.
GAUUCUGGGUUGACGAGAAGGAAACGAAUGGCUCUUUUUCUUCCCAUUUCGGGCCCCAUAUUACAUGAUAAGAGUCACACUCCAAAGGGUGAGAAAACAAGCAGCUGUCAAACCGGCCCGAGAAUCUAUUUGUCAGGCUUCCCAUUGGUUCCCGCAAGGGUGGAGAACAAGUGCACAAAUACAGGUGUGUGCCAGUUGCACUCUUGCGUGUUUCGAGAAUUUGAAGCAUGAAGCGGUUCGUCGCGUGGAUGCUGCUCUGGGGGCUGGCCGCCGCCCAGCACCAUCCUCAACUCCGGCACGGCAGGACGGCCAUCGUGCAUCUCUUUGAGUGGCGCUGGGCGGACAUCGCGGCGGAGUGCGAGCGCUUUUUGGGGCCCAACGGCUUCGGGGGAGUUCAGAUCUCUCCUCCCAACGAGCACAUUGUGCUGAACAAUCCCUGGAGGCCGUGGUGGCAGAGGUACCAGCCGGUGGGAUACAACCUGUGUUCUCGGUCCGGCGAUGAGCGGGAGCUGCGAGACAUGGUGGCGCGGUGCAACAACGUCGGCGUCAACAUCUACGUGGACGCCGUCAUCAACCACAUGUGCGGGUCGGCCGGCGGCGAGGGAAACCACUCGUCAUGCGGGACCUGGUUCAGCGCCAGCACCAAGAACUUCCCCGACGUUCCCUACAGCGGCUGGGACUUCAAUGACCACAAAUGCAGGACGGGCAGCGGCGAAAUCGAGAACUAUUGGGACGCAAAUCAGGUGCGUGACUGUCGCCUGGUGGGCCUUCUGGACCUCGCCCUGGAGAAGAACUACGUGCGGGAUAAGGUGGCCGAGUUUAUGAACGCGCUGAUCGACAUGGGCGUGGCCGGGUUCCGGGUGGAUGCCUGCAAGCACAUGUGGCCCGGGGACUUGGCCGCCGUCUACAGCCGCUUGCACAACCUCAGCACCGAGUGGUUCGCAGAAGGCUCCAGACCCUUCAUUUUCCAGGAGGUCAUCGACCUCGGAGGCGAGCCCAUCUCAUCUCACGAGUACUCCCAUCUGGGACGGGUGACCGAGUUCAAAUACAGCGCGAAACUGGGAACCGUCUUCCGAAGAUGGCACGGCGAGAAGUUGUGCUACACCAGAAACUGGGGAGAGGGCUGGGGUUUCAUGGCCGACGGCAACGCCGUGGUAUUCGUCGACAACCACGACAACCAGCGAGGCCACGGCGCGGGCGGCGCGUCCAUCGUCACCUUCUGGGAUCCGAGGCUCUACAAGAUGGCCAUGGGCUACAUGCUGGCGCACCCUUACGGCGUAACCAGGGUCAUGUCGAGCUUCCGCUGGAACCGGCACGUCGUCGACGGAAAGGAUCAGAACGAUUGGAUGGGACCGCCGAGUCACAGCGACGGGAGCACCAAGUCUGUUCCCAUCAACCCAGAUCAAACCUGCGGGGACGGUUGGGUGUGCGAGCACAGAUGGCGGCAGAUCAAGAACAUGGUCAUUUUCCGCAACGUCGUCAACGGACAACCUCAUACCAACUGGUGGGACAACCGUGGUAACCAGGUUGCCUUUGGCCGCGGGAAUCGGGGUUUCAUCGUCUUUAACAACGACGACUGGGACCUGGACGUGACUCUGAACACCGGCAUGCCCGGCGGCACCUACUGCGACGUCAUCUCUGGCCAAAAGGAGGGAGACAUGUGCACAGGAAAGCAGAUCCACGUCGGUGACGAUGGCCGCGCCCAAUUCCGGAUCGGCGCCCGAGACGAGGACCCCUUUGUGGCCAUUCACGCCGAAUCCAAACUGUCCAAGAACACCACUGUGCUGGUGUUCAUCUCCAUUGGAGGGCAACUUUGUUACCGCGGGGCACUGAAGAACGAAAGGUGCGUCAAGCUGGAUAUCUUCACAUUCUUCAGAGAGCAAAUAUGUCUGCUGGUGGUGGUGGUGGGAUGUCAAAUCCAAAUCCACAGGGAGAACUGUGAACAUUUGCAUUUGUUCUACUGUCCAACAUUUUCUUGAUCAGUUGAACCUACGGUGGCCCGCCGGUGUCCGCCCUGCACUUCCUUCAGCCACUGAGGACUUCCUGUCAUCACGGUGUCACUGCCGAGAGCUCAGCGCUGGUAGCGCGGCAGAAAAUGGGGGACCCCAGAGACCCCGCUCUCCGUCUCUCUUUAUCUUUAUCUUUAUAAACACAACCCCCACCUACGUUACGCUGUUGACUGAGUGGCAGCGUCCAAGGUCCAGAUAGCGGAAAAAGGUGAUUCUUUACCAAAACAUUCAUUUCAUCUCAUCUCAGUUGUUAUGGCAACGUGACCCGAGAGCAGGGGAAAGAAAGUGGUUAUUUGAUUCCGUCGCCUUCUGGAGAUAUGGAUGCUGAAUGUGGCUUUUUGAGGGGAAAUAAUCACAACAACCGUCGAGAUGAUGGUUAAAGAGAUAAUACAAAGGGGACACCAGGGUCCGACUGAUGAGGGAUCGAUGCACUGAAUUCGAAUGGGGGUGGGCGUCAUGUUAAAAAGGCCGAUCAUUGGUUCGGAGAAAUUAAUCCGUUGUGAGUCUUGGGUCUUCAAACGGAAGACCGACGCAACACCCCCCACACUUCAAGACAAUAAAUGUCCGUCGUAACAGGAUGGACGGGACAAACUCGCAACGACCCGUGUCGCAAAUUGAACAAGAAAUCAGACACUUUCAUUUGAAGCCGCCAUUUUGGCCAGAAAAUUGGCUCUGAUGAACCCCGAUCCUGAACCGAACGUUUAAAUAAUAACGAAUGCUUAGAAUUUGUUUUUUAAUUCGGAUUUUGUAAUUAUAAUAUACACCAUGGCUACACAAGGAUCAAUUGAUGAAAACAAGACAAUUUUAAUGUGUCCUCAGAAUGCUAACACAGUUGAGGUUAGCAUGUUGGCUUGGGUCCCUUAUCAGCAGUUUCCACAAAGAUUAUUUGGCCACCCUUGGCUUCCACACUCAAAAUAAAUGUAAAGGAAAGGACACCAGGACAACCUAAACUUCUGGACAAUCCUCAGCUGCGCUAUCUUCAAGUAUUGGUCGAGCUGCUGUAGCUUCCGAUUAGCCGCAGAGACGUCAAGUGUUGCUGGGUGAGCUCUUUGGCGCUGCGUUCAAGUAUAUCCCAAAAUUGUUUUGUUUUUUUCUUUCAGAACAAACUCAUUUGAACUCAUCUUUACAGUCUUACAGUCGCAGGACUAACACACACACACACACACACACACACACCCACACACACAUAUUCAGUACUGCCCUCAAAGAAGUUGCUCAAUCAGACGCAAGGGGGCAGUGUUGUAACAGGCAGUGUCACAUACAGGAUUUGCCCUGUUGAAUUCUCGCCAUCGCCACUUGAAAGUCAGAAACAAAUCAUCUGCUAUAUAAAAAUCAAUUCCAGAGUUCUGAUUUUUGACCACCAGCUCGUAUUCGGAAGGAUAAACACCCAAAGCCACAGUUUUCCCCUCACUGAAGUAAGGGCUGGCUAAAGUUUACUCAAUAAUUUUUAUUGUAAUUAUUGUAAAUUGUAAAUAACUGGGAAUUUCUCCAUUAUGAGACAAAUAAAGUUUUUUUUCUUAUUUUCUAAAAUAUCUCAUCAAAAACCAUAUUUCACUUUA